AUGAAUAGAUCAAGACUCAAAUAGCAAGACGCUUACCUUCACAGCACAAGCAAGGAUUUGAGAACCCCUCUUUUUGAAUCUAGAGACAAAUUGGAUCAUAAAUUACAGUUCAAAGACAAAAAGUAUAGCGAAUAAUUAAACAGAAAUUAUGAUAGCAUUAAAGGCUAAGACGAACCAAAACUAAACGGAUCCAGAAAGUCCUCAAAGUCCGAAAAGACUCUUUAAAGUAAAAGCCUAGAUCUCUAUGUUACACAAGGAGUUGAUGGGCAGCUGACAUUUAACGAAAAAAUUAGCAAAUAUUUCAAAAUAAUGAUAGUUCUGAUAAUAUUUGCAGUUAUUUUCUUGACAUUUUACAGAUAUGAUGAAUUCAUUCAGAUUUUACUGACUUUAUUUUAAAGAGUUGCUGUUGAUCCCCUAACCUCAUUCUACUACAUUUGGGCAAUUUACUUUUUCUCAAUUAUAUUCCUACUUCCAACUGUUUAUCUUACUGUAGGAGUUGGUUGGGCUUACUCAAGAACUUAUCCAAAUAUCAUCUCUUUUAUUCUCAGCAGAUACAUAUUUAGACAAUGGUUUACUAACUUUAUAUCCAAAAGAUAUCCAAACUAUAUCCAAUACAAUUAUGCUAUCUAGAAAGAGGGAUGGAGAUUUGUUUUCUUUAUGCAGUUCUCUUUGAUCCCAUACUCACUUCUGUGCUAUUUAUUCGGACUUACCAAUGUCUCUCUGAUUUAAUUUGCUGUUGGAGCCUUAGGAAUGAGUAUUCCUAAUCUGUUUUGGGCUUAUGUUGGUUCUAUUAUGUAAAAUAUUAUGGAAAUAGCCGAUGAUGAAAGCAAAAGUGGAGAGAUAGAGAAGUUGAUAUUUAUGUCCAUUGGAUUCUUAAUUGCUAUAUAUGGAAUAUACAAAGUAUCUUAGAGGGCGAAAGAGCAUGUUAGGAUGUAAAUGGCUGAAUCUGAUUAAUAGAAAGUUAUUGAUUAGUAAAUUAACGGAGAUAAUGAGUAUCAAGUUCCCUAACCAAGUGCAAUAGAUACUUAGGAUCUAAAAACAUCUAAUGCUUAUAAUUAGUUUUGA
Stylonychia lemnae is the source of this 1065-nucleotide messenger RNA. Lineage: Eukaryota; Ciliophora; Spirotrichea; Sporadotrichida; Oxytrichidae. The record is from the annotation of a GenBank genome assembly.